UACAAUGAGUGCACCAAAUAAAGCGCUAGAACUACAGCUGCAAAUGAAACAAAAUGCUGAAGAGCUGCAGGAUUUUAUGAGAGAAUUGGAGAGCUGGGAAAAAGAUAUUAAAGAAGUGGAUUCUGAACUAAGGAAACAGAGUGGUGUCCCAGAAGAGAAUUUGCCACCAAUUCGAAACAAGGCUUUUAAGAAAAAGAAGAAAAGCAAAAGUAAAAUCCCUUCAAAGAUAACAACAGACGAAAACAAGAAAAACAAGAUCAAGUCAUAUGAUUAUGAAGCAUGGGGAAGACUCGAUGUGGAUAAAAUACUUGAAGAACUUGAUAAAGAAGAUAGUACUCAUGAUUCUGUAUCUCCAGAAUCAGACUCUGAGGAGGAUGGAAUCCGUGUAGAUGCAGAAAAAGCUCUUGCAGAGAAGGAAAAGGGUAAUAACUACUUUAAACAAGGGAACUUUGAUGAGGCUAUAAAAUGCUACACUAGAGGGAUGCAUUCUGAUCCAUACAAUCCGGUAUUGCCCACAAACAGAGCAUCGGCUUUUUAUAGAAUGAAAAAGUUUUCUGUUGCAGAAUCUGACUGCAAUUUAGCACUUGCUUUAGAUAAAAAUUACACAAAGGCUUAUGCCAGAAGAGGGGCUGCUCGCUUUGCUUUGAAAAAUCUUCAAGGUGCUAAAGAAGAUUAUGAGAAAGUUUUGGAGCUGGAUGCAAACAACUUUGAAGCAAAAAAUGAACUGAAGAAAAUCAAUCAGGCUCUGUCAUCAAAAGAAAGUUCGGAACAGAAAGAGUUUGGAGAUGUGAUCAGACCAGAAUUAACAGACGAAGAGAAGAAGCGCAUUGAAGACCAGCAGCUCAAGCAGAAGGCUAUUACAGAAAAAGAUCUGGGUAAUGGUUAUUUCAAAGAAGGAAAGUAUGAGACUGCAAUAGAAUGUUAUACCCGUGGUAUAGCAGCAGAUGGCACCAAUGCGCUUCUGCCAGCUAACAGAGCCAUGGCUUAUCUAAAGAUCGAAAAAUAUGAAGAGGCAGAAAAUGACUGUACACAAGCUCUGCUCUUAGAUGCCUCCUAUUCUAAAGCCUUUGCAAGAAGAGGAGCUGCCAGAGUUGCUCUUGGAAAGCUAAAAGAAGCUAUGCAAGAUUUUGAAGCUGUUUUGAAGCUGGAACCUGGAAAUAAACAAGCAAUAAAUGAACUCGCUAAAAUAAGGAAUGAAUUAGCUGAGAAAGAACAGUGGACUCAUCAAGAAUAUCCUGCAGUAUUGAUAAAAGAAACGGAAAUAAAAAAUAUAGUGAAAGUGAUUGAUAAUCCAUUACACGUGAAAUCAACAAAGCCUUUGCAAAGAAUAGCCAUUGAAGAAGUUGAUGAUGACACACCAAGUAGUGAUUUGCCCAGCACUAUGUCUUUAGUCAAUAACUGGAGGAAUUCAAUGAGUGGUGAAACAACAGAGAAUCUAGAUCAGGAUGAUCAGUUGACUGCAAUGGACAUUCCAAAAGCAAAGCACUUAAAAAUAGAAGAAAUCAGUGAUACUUCACCAUUACAGCUUCCUGCUAGUGUGAAAAGAAGUUCAUCAGUGUUGCAUCCAUCUUUCCCUGUGAACAAACAGAGAGAAAAAGAAACCAGAAAGUCAUUUAAAUCAGAUUCUCCAGUCCCUGCCAUUCCUGCAAAUUCUUUCCAGCUUGAGUCUGACUUUAGGAAGUUGAAGGACUGCCCAGAAAAUAUGUACUUGUACCUGAAGCAAAUAGAGCCUUCGCUUUAUCCAAAACUGUUCCAGAAAUCCUUAGACCCAGACUUGUUCAACCAGAUACUGAAAAUUCUACAUGAUUUCUACAUUGAGAAAGAGGAGCCAUCGCUCAUCCUUGAAAUCCUCCAGAGGCUAUCUGAAUUAAAAAGAUUCGAUAUGGCAGUAAUGUUUAUGUCAGGCUCAGAGAAAAAAAUUACACAGGUAUUGUUCAAUCAUGUGAAUCACAUGGGAUUGAAAGAUACUUCUGUUGAAGAGUUGGAGAAGAAAUACGGCAUUUUCUCUUAGUGAGAUGACUGACGUAAAUUUCUGCUUUUGUGCUUCUUUCAUGUGGAAAUCAGCUAAAGAAGCCUAUAAAGACUGGAAUUUUGUUGCUUUUGUAUAAGUAAUGAAACUCUUAAACUUGGUUUAGCUGAAUGGCAAGUGCCUGAAGAGAUAAUUAUUUUGUUCUGCAGGUACAUUUUCUUUCCAGCACCUGAAACAGUACAGAGCUACAUUUUCUUCAGUGGAAUCUGUUUGCCUAAAAAACAAUUGGGUAGACUGGCAUUCAGGAUGAGGACUGUAGAUAGAGAUCUUUAUUAAAAGGAAAAAAAAGUAUUUAUAAACAUGUCUUUGGUAAGAAUGAAAUUGUGUAUAUUACAAAUGUGCAUGUUUUUUAUUUUAGAAAAUAAACUGAUUGUUGAAUUGAAGAUAC
This is a messenger RNA of Charadrius vociferus (killdeer), 2417 nucleotides long. RefSeq names its product RNA polymerase II associated protein 3 (gene RPAP3). Gene Ontology annotation, molecular function: protein binding. The transcript is spliced from 16 exons. The coding region runs from base 5 to 2011 and encodes 668 amino acids. NCBI's taxonomy places the organism in Eukaryota, Metazoa, Chordata, Aves, Charadriiformes, Charadriidae. The record is from RefSeq and is a predicted model, not a curated record.